This is a messenger RNA of Westerdykella ornata, 1470 nucleotides long. RefSeq lists its product as uncharacterized. NCBI's taxonomy places the organism in Eukaryota, Fungi, Ascomycota, Dothideomycetes, Pleosporales, Sporormiaceae. The transcript has 2 exons. The record is from RefSeq and is a predicted model, not a curated record. The coding region runs from base 1 to 1470 and encodes 489 amino acids.
AUGGUUCCCUUCCGAAGCAGUUCUCGGCGCUCCCGCCGCAGUCGUAGCCUCGACCGGACGAGCCAGACAUCCAACCCCCUCGAAUGGCAAGCCCAGCGUGACCAGUACAUCAUGACCUUUCCCGUGCAUCCGCUCCCUUCCAUGCAAGCCCCCUUCGAAGAAUCGAUGCUCGACGCGACGGGUGAGACUGGUUAUGUACCCUUUCAGGCCCCGAAGCACAACAUGGACGCCAGACAGCAGCUGCUGUGUCGGGAGGUAGAUGCCUCUGAGCUUGACUGGAACUUCACAUACAACUGUCAUUGGAGGAACAAUCCAAAAGGGAAAUUUCACCCCCUGCUAAAGACCAUGGCGCAGAUUGUCUUCGGUGUACAUCUCCUGCACCAGCACCUCGAGAAGUCGGUAGCGGAUGUGGCCGACAUAUUGCUCAAGCACGUGAAUGAGUUGGACGGCUUCCUACAGAGGGCGAACGAGGACAUCGAGGGUAGCCUGAAUGACAUGUUGUUUCGGCGGAAAUGCUUGAAGGUGCCCAUGGAACAUGUCAACGAAUUCGACCGUCUCCUGGACGACCGCACCUAUCGUGCACAGCUUCUCGACGGCAACGUCACUAUUGAGCGGACCAUAAAUCGGAUGUCGAUAUUACUGAAUGACUAUCUCAUAGAUAUGAGCACCUUUCGAGACGCAAAUAAUGACUUGGACAUGUAUCUCAACACCAUUGGAGACGGUUGGGUUGACGCGAAUGACGACGUUGGACGCAUAUACUCUGCCAUGUGCGGCAAUACCUCAGGAUGGUCACAGUUCUUGCAAAGCUUGGUCGCUAAGGCUGAAAAGCUAGGCGUCGUGCUUGUGCAGGUUAGCAGUUACUGCAACGAGAUUGAGAAACGAUGUGGCGCGGCAAGUCGGCGAAGUCUGUCAGAUCUUGACGAACACACUCUGCUUGAGCGAGGCCGACAUAAACAACGAGGGCGUAAAGACUGGGAUACUUCGCUAGUUGAAGGCUUACAGCAGCAUUCCAGUGUCGCUGUCAAUGAAGAUCGUGGGAGAGAGCAGCCUAUGCCGAAACGACCGAUCACGAACCCCAGCAAAGAGGAUCUGAGCCCGCCCUUGACUGGAAAGGACUCUGCAUAUUCUUCUUUAUCUGGUGGCUCUGUUGCAUCGCCCACCGCUGCUGCGCUUCCACGCUCUACAUCGGCCCAGGCUUCGCACCCUCGUGCACAGUUUGGCCUGUUUCCGAGCAGCAGUCCUGGAACGCCAAAACACUCCGUCUCCGGCCGGCACGGUGCGUUGUCUCCAGCCCUCUUGUCGCCGCGCACUACCGAACCGCUGGUCAAAGAGCCCGUACAGCGGUCUCAAUCGUCAUUUGAGAACUAUUCCUCGUCCUCCCGUCGAAUCUUGAGGAAGUCCAGUCUCUCGUCGAUCAAAAGGUUAUUCAGCAAGAAGAAACACUCCGGCGCCGACACCAUUGCGGAGUAA